Messenger RNA from Ornithorhynchus anatinus (platypus), 1321 nucleotides. RefSeq names its product acidic nuclear phosphoprotein 32 family member E (gene ANP32E). The record is from RefSeq and is a predicted model, not a curated record. The transcript has 8 exons. Gene Ontology annotation, cellular component: nucleus. Gene Ontology annotation, biological process: regulation of apoptotic process. Lineage: Eukaryota; Metazoa; Chordata; Mammalia; Monotremata; Ornithorhynchidae. The coding region runs from base 354 to 1280 and encodes 308 amino acids. Gene Ontology annotation, molecular function: histone binding; phosphatase inhibitor activity.
GAACUGCGUGGGGCCAGCGAGGGGGGGGAGGGGGCGGGGGCCGGCCAACCAGCCAGGGACUUUUUUCCCAGUCCCAAACUCCGGGGACACCAUUUCGUGGCGACUCCCUUUCCCACCCCCCACCCCCUUUUCCUCUCUUUCCUCCUUCUCUCCAUCCCACCCCCCCCCCUUUUUUCACCUUUUGGGGGGGAAAAGGCUGAAGAUUUGAUUUUUGGGUGGUUUUUUUUCUUUUCCCCAAAUACCCCCUCGCUCAUUCAUUUCCCAUUCGGGGAGGGGGAAUUUCUCUUUUUCGGGUUUUUUUUUUUUUUUUUCCAAAAGGGGGAGGGGGGAGGAGGAGGGCGGAGGAAGAGGAAAUGGAGAUGAAGAAGAGGAUUAACCUGGAGUUGAGAAACAGAGCCCCCGAGGAGGUCGAUCGGCGUGGGAUUUUUCCACCCCACCCGGGGAUCCGGGGGAGGGGUCGGCCCAGUGACGUCUGCCGGGAUCACGCCAACGGUCGUAGCCGCCCAGCGCUUCCCCGGGUGACGGAGCUGGUCCUGGACAACUGCCACUCCGUCAACGGGGAGAUCGAGGGGCUGAGCGACACCUUCAAGGAGCUGGAGUUCCUCAGCCUGGCCAACGUGGAGCUCACCUCCCUGGCCCGGCUCCCCAGCCUCAGCAAACUGCGCAAGCUGGAGCUCAGCGACAACAUCAUUUCCGGGGGGCUGGAAGUCCUGGCGGAGAAGUGUCCCAACCUGACGUACCUCAACCUGAGCGGUAACAAGAUCAAGGACCUCAGCACCGUGGAAGCCCUGCAAAAUCUGAAAAGCCUGAAGAGCCUGGACUUGUUCAACUGCGAGAUCACGAACCUGGAGGAUUACCGGGAGAGCGUCUUCGAGCUGCUCCAGCAGAUCACCUACCUCGACGGCUUCGACCAGGAGGACAACGAGGCCCCCGACUCCGAGGAGGAGGACGACGACGACGGGGAAGAGGACGACGAGGAGGAUGAGGAGGACGAGGCCGGGCCCCCCGGGGGCUACGAGGAGGACGACGACGACGACGAGGACGACGAGGAGGACGACGAGGACGAGGACGAGGACGAGGCGGGCUCGGACCCCGGGGAAGGCGAAGAGGAGGAAGUGGGCCUGUCCUACCUGAUGAAAGAAGAGAUUCAGGACGAAGAAGACGACGACGAUUACGUUGAAGAAGGAGGAGAGGAGGAGGAGGAGGAAGAAGAGGAGGGCACCCGGGGGGAGAAGCGAAAACGGGACGCCGCCGACGAGGGCGAGGAGGAGGACGACUGACCCAGGCCGGGAAGACGCCCCCUCCCCCCCGCCCCCCCGCC